AACCAGAUAACACCUAGAUAUGGCUGCCAGACUUGCCGCAGCAGUGCGUUGUCACUCCCGCUCCCUAUCCACCGCCUCCGAGUUUAUCCGGGGCCCAGUUCAGGUGUUCGGUAUCGAGGGUCGGUACGCGCACGCGCUUUACAGCGCUGCUACUAAAGCAGGCAGUGCUGACGCUAUCGAGAGCCAACUCAACUCUCUACAGGGAGCUAUUGACUCUGUUAGUGGAGUAAAGGAGUAUCUAACUCUCCCAGUAUGCAGCAAAGAAGAGAAGAAAUCUACUCUUGGAGGAGCGUUUGAUGAAGCAGGAAUAGAUCCCCUUAUCGGCAACAUGGUAUCAACAAUGAUAGAUAACAAGAGAUCCGCUAACAUUUCGGGUGUUGUCGGAGCAUUUAACACUAUCAUGGCAGCGCAACGUGGCGAGGUACCAUGCAAAGUGACAUCAGCAGCACCCUUGUCUGAUGAGCACCUUGAUUCACUGAAAGGUGCUCUGGGAAGCUUCUUGAAGCCUAACGAGAAACUUCUUCUCGAUACCGCUACUGACGCGUCUCUAAUUGGAGGAAUGGUAGUUGAAAUUGGAGACAAAAGGGUCGACAUGUCCACCGCCUCUAAGAUAAAGAAACUCAAAACCGCUCUUUCUCUCCCUCUUUAGUUUUUGUAACUUAUCGAACAAUUUUCAUAAGAAGAGACUGUUAAGUUAUUGAAGGAUGUGUAUAUAUGGAUGCUAUGUACUGAUGUAAUAAUGAUAAUUCGUACAUAAA
Messenger RNA from Bolinopsis microptera, 758 nucleotides. RefSeq names its product ATP synthase subunit O, mitochondrial-like. Bases 20 to 649 code for a protein of 209 amino acids. The transcript has 5 exons. Gene Ontology annotation, biological process: proton motive force-driven mitochondrial ATP synthesis. Gene Ontology annotation, molecular function: proton-transporting ATP synthase activity, rotational mechanism. The record is from RefSeq and is a predicted model, not a curated record. Gene Ontology annotation, cellular component: membrane. NCBI's taxonomy places the organism in Eukaryota, Metazoa, Ctenophora, Tentaculata, Lobata, Bolinopsidae.